CGACUACCACCGCGACGGAACGGUGCUGUGUAGUGUAGUGUCUCACAGAUGACUAACUUAUGUGUAUCGACGAACGUUCUCGUUAUUGCACAUAGGGUAAAGUAUGAGCCCAGGGCUGGGCGCACCCGAGGCUCUAUGGGUGUGGGCUGUGACAGCUGCUGUCAUGAUGACGUCAUCGUCAGGACGUCGAGGCGUAGAAGAAUCGUCACCUCCUCUCAACUUCACCUUCACACGACCAUCCUACCACGUCACCAUCCCCGAGAACUCCGUGGCCAAGACCUACGCGACGGCCGACGAGAAGAUGGGCGUCGUCCUACCUGCCCGUGGCGAAGUUCACUUUAAAAUUGUCUCAGGUGACUCAGACAAAAUCUUUAAAGCGGAGGAACGAGCCAUGGGAAACUUUUUGUUUCUUCUAAUAAGGACUAGAACCGGCAAUAGUGUGGUGUUGAACCGCGAAAGAAAAGACAGUUUUGUACUUCACGUCAAAGCAAUUCUGACGUUAAGUGAUCGCACUGUUGAAAACAACACAAUUAUUAACCUACACGUAAGUGAUAGAAAUGAUUUGAGGCCUUUGUUUUAUCAGACGUCAUAUCAAGUAGCAGUAGCUGAAGACGCGCAUGUACAUAGUAGUAUAAUUCAAAUUCGAGCCGACGACCCUGAUUUGGGAAUAGGUGGGGAAGUCUACUAUAGGAUGCGAGAACACAGUAGUAAUUUUGUAAUUCAUCCUAUAACGGGUGUCGUGACGUUAACGAGACGACUCAGGUAUACUGAGAGGAGGUCAUAUGACGUCACAGUACUUGCUCAAGACCGAGGUGACGCUGCAACUACCAACCCUCCGAGUGCGGCAAAACUGACUGUAACGGUCAAACCGGUCAACCUUCACGACCCUGAAAUCUUCGUAAAACAUUUUCAAGAAGUAAACCAAUCGUCGGACAUGAACGUUUAUGCUGUAGUAACCGUUGUAGAUAAAGACGAAAGAAGAAACGGUGAAAUAGAAGGAGUUGAGAUAGUCGAUGGAGACAACAAUGGUCAUUUCCGAAUCAAACGAGUCCAUAGCCCGAACAAUAAUACGUUUGAGUACAACAUAGUUAGCUACAAAAUAUUAAUUAGAGAGAGAUAUAGUAAACAAUACAACCUAACGUUAAGAGCAGUUGAUAAAGGCACGCCACCACGAAAAUCUUACCUGUCAGUAAUUGUAAGGGUAGAACCAAUUUUCCAAAAGAAUCCCAUUUUUGAAAAGGAGAUUUUUGAAAUAAAUAUAGCGGAAAGCGCUCCUGUAAACUCUCCCAUAAUAAGGUUAAAAAUGUCUGAAAGUGACCAAGUAUAUCACGAAGAAGUACAGUUUGAGAUAGUAGGAGGCAAUGAAGAGAAGGUGUUUAAAAUAAAUCCUCAAACGGGUAUGCUUUAUACAACUACUGAAUUAGAUGCCGAGGACAAAAACCUAUACAUUCUGACAGUUUCUGCUUUAGAACAAGGUAAAUCGGGUUUUAGCCUGCAGUCGUCUGCUAAAGUUAAAAUCAAUAUUGUCGACAUAAACGAUAAUGACCCCAUUUUCGAAGUUCCAGUCAUGAAUGUCUCAGUAACUGAGAAUGAACCACCAGGAACUGUAAUAGCUAAAGUUGUGGCUAAAGAUAGAGAUUCAGGAGAGAAUGGAUACAUCUCUUACAGCAUUGCAAACUUAAAUUCUGUUCCUUUUGAAAUAGACCAUUUUACAGGUGUCAUUAGAACUAUUGAAACUUUGGAUUAUGAAACUAUGAGACGAGAGUCUCUGUUGUACGUAAGGGCGUCAGAUUGGGGUUUACCGUUUAGAAGACAGACGGAGAUGGAACUCAGGAUCAAGCUACGUGAUAUCAAUGACAACAAGCCACAAUUUGAACGGGUCAAUUGUUCCGGAUCGUUGUCCCGAUACUCGCCCAUCGGGUCGGAAGUGAUGUCGUUAACUGCAAUUGAUUUCGACUCUGGCAAUAUUAUCAGCUAUAGAAUUGUUUCAAAGAACACAGAGGGUUGUUUCAAUUUGGAUUUAACGUCAGGAAUUCUUUCUCUCGCCUGUGAUUUAAGAAAUGAAAACUUUACCGAAAAGACUUUAAACAUUACUGCCACAGAUGGCGUUCAUUACUCUGAUAUAAAUAGAAUAAUCAUAAAAAUCGUAAACGAUAUCCACACUCGAAGACGUAAUUUUGAUAGCGACAAUUUCGUUUGCACGGAGACGGGAGCUGCAAAACAAUUAAAAGAUAUUUUAGCAAUAGCCACUAAGAAUAAUGCCGUUAAAUCUCCUGACCACAGGGAUAUUUCGGUGAUGCCCAAAAGAUACGGUGAAAACAUUCACGCUCCUGAAAUACUAAACAUGCCAGCUACCGUUCAGGUCAACGAGUCUGUGCCACUAGGGAGUAAAAUAAUAAAAAUACAAGCAAAGGAUAGAGAUUUGGGUUACAACGGAAAGUUGGUUUACGGAGUCAUAUCUGGUGACAAAGAUUCCCUAUUCCGGCUCGACCCAGAAAACGGGAUAUUAAAAACUAUCGGUCAUUUAGAUUACGAAAAAGACACCGAAUACACGCUAAACGUAGUUGUUUUUGACCUUGGAAAACCUCAAAAAUCCUCGACAAGCUAUCUUACAAUAAUAGUUUUGGACAACAACGACAAUCCACCCAGAUUUCAACAACCCAUGGCCAGUACAAAAAUAUCAGAAAAUAUUUCAAACGGAACAGCUAUUUUUAAGGCUAUAGCAAUUGACCAAGAUACUGCAGAAAACUCUCAGAUAGUCUACUCUCUGGCUACUGAAACGGAUACUUUCGUCAUUCACCCGACAACUGGAGUACUCUAUAUCAACACUCCUCCUGAUCGUGAAGUGCGCGACUGUUACGAAAUUAAGAUACGGGCCUCCGAUCGUGGAAACGAUAAAGAGUCAAGGAUGGCUUUACACGCAGAGUCUAUACUGCUCGUUCACGUAGACGAUGUGAACGAUAACGCGCCUUUGUUUGUUAAGCCAUCGCUAACAGUGAAGGUGAAAGAGGAUAUGCCAGUAGGUAGUUCGGUCGCCGUGCUAGAGGCUAGUGAUGUAGAUCUAGGGGUUAACGGUGAAGUAGUAUACUCCAUUAGAGGGAACCACAGUUUCGCGGUGGAACCUCUCAGUGGGGCGCUGAGACUGAAGUAUCCCUUGGACUACGAGGAGCGGCACGUGCAUCUGGUGAAUGUGACGGCUUGUGACCGAGUGACGCCCUCGCUGUGUACAGACGCUGUAGUCACUGUGCGAGUGGUGGAUGUGGACGAGAAUGUACACGCGCCUGUGUUUGAGCACUGGGCGGUGAGUGCUGAGGUGGCGGAGAACCUACCUCCAGGGGCGCUGGUCACCGUGGUCAAGGCGACUGACGACGAUCCUCCAGGCGAGGAUUCCAGGAUCAGCUACCACAUCGGUGGAGGUGACGGCGUCGGCUACUUCUCUAUUGACGAUGAUGGUGUGAUUCGCACUACAUCUACGUUGGAUGCGGAAUCAGAGAACAACUUUUGGCUGACAGUGUUUGCUCAAGACCAUGGCCUUGUUCCUUUAAGAAAUCGUUUAGAGGUGUACGUGUCUGUGACCAACGUGAACGACAACGUACCUCUGACUGUAGAGCCAGUGUACUACCCUCACGUGGUAGAACACUCUCCAGCUCACACUGCAGUACUACAACUUACAGCGGAGGACGCCGACCUAGACCCUGAUCUAACAUCUACUCUUACCUUUAACAUUACCGCGGGAAAUGGAGAGGGAUUCUUUGAAAUUGACUACCAAACUGGUUUGCUGUCCACGACCAGAAACAAAAUUGACCGUGAAUAUCAAGCGGAGCAUGACUUGGAGAUCACAGUUAGUGACAAUGGGGAGCCUCCACUGUGGUCAACUACAAGAGUUGUUGUUAUUGUUGACGACAUCAACGAUCACGCGCCGCAGUUUGAGCAGUCCUUCUAUCACGUGAUAGUUCCUCAAACACCGAGACUUCAUCGCGAUCGGGACAAGCAUAACACAGUUCAGAUAGAAGAUAACGGUGGUGCCGAGAAUGGUGACUCGCCAUGGGACUCUCUUCACAAGGCUGCGACUGGCGAACCGUUAAUAAGGGUUCUGGCGACAGAUAAAGACUCUGGUAGUAACGCCGAUAUCGAGUACAGUAUCAAGACCGGGCGUGGCAAGGGGCGGUUCCACAUUCACCCUGAGAUGGGAGUCAUCUAUUCCCACAAACCUUUCUCUGUGGGACAGGAGUUCGAGUUGAUGGUGAGGGCGACUGACCACGGGUUCCCCAACAAGAGCUCGACUGCUCGUAUCGUGGUCCAAGUGGUUGGAACCUCCGAGGCCAAAGGCGCUCCUUUCGUCGCACAGAAGACUCAGAGAGUGGAGGUGACUGAGUCAGACCCUGUAGGUUUUCUAGUGGCUCUCAUACAAGCUACACAAGACGCCGACUACUUGUGGUUUAAAAUUCUGGAUGGAAAUCCCAGAGGAGAGUUCGUGAUGGGAGGAGAUCCAGGGAGUCUCCUAUUGGCCAAACAACUAGACUGUGAGACUCAGGCAGAGUAUAAUUUGACUGUAGCGGUGACCAACGGCGUACAUUCCGUCCUUGCCCAGGUGAUAGUAAACGUGUUGGACAUAAACGAGCACCGGCCGGAGUUCCCCCAGGUGGAGCUGUGGGCUGUGGUGUCGGAGGCGGCGUCUGUGGGCUCUGUGGUGACUGUGGUACAAGGCAGUGACGCGGAUCGUGGUGGAUCUGUGGUAUACGAGCUACACAACGCUCAGAGUCCAGCAACACUCACAAUCUUUGCUCUGGAACACGAGACUGGGCGACUAAUACUCACCGGACCUCUGGACAGAGAACGCAACGUAGAACACGUAAUGACCGUAGUGGCUAAGGACAACGGCACGCCGUCCAAGAGGAACUACGCGCGUCUACGAGUGACUGUGGAGGACAGCAACAACCACGCGCCACAGUGGAGUCAUCAGCUGAUACAGGGAUAUGUGCUGGAGUCAGCACAACUAGGCUCCACAGUCCUCACUCUCUUGGCUACUGACAAAGACCAUGGCAACAACGCGCAGAUACGCUACUCAAUACUGUCAGGCAACAUCGGUAACACGUUUCAAGUACACCAGAGUCUUGGCACCUUGUCUCUGAGUGGCACUGUGGACCAGUCUAGACUCAGUGAGUUCAUGUUGACAGUCCAAGCUAAAGACGGAGGGGAACCUCCACUCUCUACCACGGUGCCCGUACACAUUCUCGUCAUCACGGCCGAUGAGACAGCUCCAAGGUUCACUCAACGAUCCUACACAGUGCAGAUCUACGAGAACGAGCGCGCUGGAUCGCUAGUAGAGCAUCUGGACGUAAGAGCGUCUUCCUCCGUCUUUUUCGAGAUCGUCGAAGGUGACGCCAACCAUGAGUUCGCCGUCAACCCUAGCACAGGAUCUGUCACCACAUUGGUCCCACUAGAUCGUGAACUCACUGAGUCGUACAACCUGACUGUAACAGCCACUAACUCGGGCGGCUCCAAGGCAGUGUGUAACUUACUCGUCAACGUUCUGGACAAGAACGAUAAUCCACCUGAGCUGGUGGGACCUACUGACAUCUACGUAGGUCUGGUACCAGAAGACGCCCCAGUGGGUUCUCUGGUCAUGACCAAUGGCAGCAGUCCUCUCAUCAUCUACGCCACCGACGCUGAUACUCAAUCCAACGCACUCCUGUGGUUCAAGAUACUAGAAACAGCCGCCGCAAGCAUGUUUUACAUCGAUGGUUUUACAGGCACUAUCAGAACCAAGACACAACUGGACUACGAGACUCUGAGUAGUGUGAGUUUCACUGUUCGAGUGUUUGACCUCGGAGAGCCUCGGCUGAGUAGUGACGUCACUGCUAGAGUCUACAUCGCCAUCCAGGACGUCAAUGACUGCAUGCCGCGCUUUGUAGAGUCAGAGUACAACUUGUCUCUUCUAGUCCCUCCUUAUCCAGACGCACAUCUGCUACAGGUAGCAGCAACAGAUGACGACACAGCGGGGGUGACCGAGCUUCGCUAUAUGAUUCUCGCUGGUAACCAGGACAGCUGGUUCUCGCUGCAGCCUGUCUCAGGGUUGCUGAGUGUACGAGGAGUGCUACCUGCUCAACAUCACCACAGCCACUCGCUGAGAGUCGCCGUGUCUGACGGACGCUACUCAGCUCAAGCACGAGUGAACAUUCAGUGGCUAGACAGCGGCAGCUCGCAUCUUCAGUUCCAGCAUCCAGUCUACCAAGGCUAUGUGACAGAGAACUCUACUAAGCCGGUGACUGUGGCUGUAGUCAGCGUGGUGGGGGAGGAGCUCAACCAACAUAUACGGUUCCGCAUGGCCAACCCGACCCCGCUGUUCCACUUAGGCCUUACCUCUGGAGCACUUGUUACAACUGGUGUACCCUUCGACCGUGAGGAUAAGGAUCUUUUCACCAUAUACAUUCAGGCAGAGUAUGAAUAUUCGGAUGACACUAAACAGCUGAUCCAAACACUGGUGAACAUCAGCGUGGUAGAUGUCAAUGACAACUGUCCAGUAUUCAUGAACACACCUUACGUAGUGGCAGUGUCAGUGGGCUCACACAAACAUAUGGCUUUCUUCAAGGUCCUGGCGAUUGACCUGGACGAGGGAGAGAACGGAGAGGUGAGGUACGAGCUGACCCGCGGCCACGGGGAACUGUUCAAGGUAGACCGUAAGAGUGGGGAGAUUAGUCUGAAACAAGCUCUGCAAGACACCCAAGAGGCGUACAUCAUCAUCAUCACGGCAUACGAUGGAGGGGUGACGCCGUGCUCCACGGAGACUACGCUGGUGGUGAAGGUGGUGGCGGAGAGCUCCCCUAGGUUUGAACGGCAGCUAUAUACAGUGACUGUGCCAGAGUCCUUACCUCCUCACUCUCUCCUGCCUGUGCGAGUGGUUGCCGAGGCGCCGUUUGACCAUCCUGUUACAUACGCGAUCCUCGACAACGACCUACGCUUCUCCAUCGAUGUGACGGCUGGCGCGUUGUUCACUGAAGACGUGCUGGACUACGAGACGUCACCGCUGCUGGAGAUACGUGUCCGAGCCACUGACAGUCUAAGUGGUGCGACAGCUGACACCCUUGUCACCGUAGUGCUGACGGACGUCAACGACUGUGUCCCUACCUUCCUGGAGUCUGUCUAUAACGUCUCUUUGCUGGAGUCCAUUGCUCCUGGAACACUCAUCGGCAGGAUCGAGGCCUUCGACAAUGACACAGGAGUGAGAGGUGCGGUACAGUACUCUGUGGCACCUCCCCCUCUACAAUGUGUGGUCAGUGUUCACACACGAGAUGUAUCUGUAACUUAUUUGUUGUAUAGGAGUGAGAGGUGCGGUACAGUACUCUGUGGCACCUCCCCCUCUACAAUGUGUGGAGUGAAAGGUGCGGUCCAGUACUCUGUGGCACCUCCACCUCUACACGGUGUAGUUAGUGUUGACACAUGGAUGUAUCUGUAUGUUUUGAGUGAGAGGUGCGAUCCAGUACUCUGUGGCACCUCCACCUCUACACGGUGUAGUCAGUAUUUACACACGAGAUGUAUCUGUAUGUGUUGUAUAGGAGUGAGAGGUGCGAUCCAGUACUCUGUGGCACCUCCACCUCUACACGGUGUAGUCAGAGUGAGAGGUUCGAUCCAGUACUCUGUGGCAUCUCUACCUCUACACGGUGUAGUCAGUGUCGACUCGCAGGACGGAUCUGUAUAUCUGUCACAAACACUCGACCGAGAACUCAAUUCCACGUUUCAAUUGGUCCUGACGGCUACAGACGGAGGUCUGCCUAAGCUGUCUUCUUCAGCCAUCUUAUCCCUUCACGUUCUAGACGUAAACGAUAACCCUCCCAAGUUUGAGCGGCCGACCUACAGCUGCCGUCUGUCAGCGGAGGCGGUCGCUGGGCAGAUGGUGACUGUCGUACACGCCAAGGACCCUGACAUCGGGCCUUUGUCUUACGUCAUCGUGGCCGGCAACGAACACCACACCUUCAGUAUAAACCCUUUGACAGGAAUGAUAUCAGUGUUCAACAUCUUGCAUCUUGCACGUCCGGAGCCACCACACGUUCUAAACGUCUCAGUCACAGACGGGGUUCACACAAGGUUCUGCAAGGUCUCAAUUAAUAUCCUCUUGACCAAUCAGCACGCACCCGUCUUCUCGGCCAAUCAGGUAGAAGCCUCCGUGGGAGAGAACCAACCAGCAGGCACAUACGUAACUACAGUGAUUGCGACUGAUCAAGACAGCGGGCUGCAUGGCAAGAUCUCGUACUAUAUAACUACGGAGCUCAUGCGGUCCUUGUUCAAAAUAGAUACUGACACUGGUGUGAUGGUGACUGCAGUGCCACUAGACAGGGAGCACCAAGCCAUGGUGGAGGUGGCGGUGGUGGCGGUCGAUGGAGGAGGCAGGUCUGACAUUGCCACUGUCAGGGUCGCUAUCUCAGAUGUCAACGAUAACGCUCCGGAAUUCUACUUUCCCGAAUACCACGUUUGCAUUCCCACAAACCUGUCCAUUGACUCGGUGUUUCUCAAGGUAAAAGCACGGGACAAAGACACUGGAACUGCAGGAGUGGUGGAGUAUUCAAUAUAUAAUCUGCAAUCCAAAAGAGUAAAACAUCUGUUCGGCAUCAAUCCUCAGACUGGAUCUAUCGUUUUGUUGCAGUCAGUCGCUCAGCAUGAGCGUCAACAUUUCCAGUUCUUCGUUCGCGCGGCUGACGGUGGCGCUCCACCCUUGUUCUCGGACGUCGCAGUCAAUGUGUACGUGAUGCGACCAGAGGACACGCCCCCCACCUUCCACCGACGCGACCAGAGAGUCUUUGUCCCGGAGCAUGCGCCACCUGGUACAGUUGUAGCCCAAGUGAAGCUUGUGACGCCUAUGAUUGUGGAGUACAAGCUCUUGUCUAAUUCUACGCAGUUCUCUAUCGACAGCAAGGGUCUUAUCACGUUGACCUCUGCCCUGGACCGUGAGCUGUCACCUUCCCACACUCUGGGAGUUCUCGCGCUGAAGUCUCCUUUGUCGGGAUUCACCGAGAUGUACGUCAACGUUGUUGACAUCAACGACAACCCUCCUCGCUUCCAUAGCUCCACGUAUAACAUCCGCGUCGCCGAGAACGUCAAUGAAGGCACCUCGAUCGUGAGAGUGUCAGCCAGUGAUGACGACGAGGGUGGUGCGGGCGAGGUUCGCUACUCCAUCGCCUCACCUGUGCUGACAGUAGACCCGUACUCUGGCUGGGUGUCCGUUGUAUCUGAUGUUCCAGUGUCAGCUAGUACGAUAGUGUAUCUGAUGUUCCAGUGUCAGCUAGUGAUGACGACGAGGGUGGUGCGGGCGAGGUUCGCUACUCCAUCGCCUCACCUGUGCUGA
Macrosteles quadrilineatus (aster leafhopper) is the source of this 9340-nucleotide messenger RNA. Its product is annotated as fat-like cadherin-related tumor suppressor homolog. NCBI's taxonomy places the organism in Eukaryota, Metazoa, Arthropoda, Insecta, Hemiptera, Cicadellidae. Gene Ontology annotation, cellular component: plasma membrane. The transcript is spliced from 33 exons. Gene Ontology annotation, biological process: homophilic cell-cell adhesion. The coding region runs from base 104 to 9340 and encodes 3078 amino acids. Gene Ontology annotation, molecular function: calcium ion binding. The record is from RefSeq and is a predicted model, not a curated record.